Molecule: messenger RNA, 978 nt
Organism: Drosophila willistoni
Lineage: Eukaryota; Metazoa; Arthropoda; Insecta; Diptera; Drosophilidae
Exons: 6
Coding region: 11-829 (272 amino acids)
Source: RefSeq, a predicted model, not a curated record
AGACGGAAAAAUGUUGCUUCAAUUCUCUUAUAUGAUUAUGGCAUUAAGCUGGUUGGAGCUUGGCCAAACUAUGCCAGAGCAAAAGAUAAGAACUGCCAGGGAUACCAGAAACAUACCCACAAGCAUGUUCAAGCCAAUUGGCCAGAGUAGUAAUGUUGAACAGAAUGAAACUUCUACGGCUCAAGAAGAUUACUCUGAGACCUUUCAACAGCGCUCAACUGGUGAGGCGCAUCCCGUUUUAGGUGACACAUCCGACGAGACCUCAUUCAAUUAUCAUAAUACAGCGCCUCCAUAUCGCAGCAAUCAAGGGGAGUAUCCACAAAAUCUUCCAACAGAUUUGAGAGAAAUUGCAGAACAUUUUCGUAGAACAUCCGGUGCGAGUAUUAAUCCAAGCAAUGGUGCUUUUUCACCAAUUUAUAGAGUGAUUGGACCAUAUUCCGAUUCAGGUGGCAAUGGCAAUGUCGUCUACACACAAACAUUUCGAAGUUCUGAUCCUUUUGUCACUCAAAGUGGCUUUCCCAGAUCCCAUAUUAGUUCAGGUCCUAUACCAACCCCAAAUGGGAAUGGCCUUUAUACAAUAUAUUCAAGUGGUCCAAGAAAUACUGGUAACUUUGGUCCGUCGGGUCAAAUUAAUAGUGGAUCGAUGCCUCUUAUGUCGCGUCCUUUUGGCUUUGGUGGCAGUCCCCGUAGUCCUCAUGGUGACUCUUCAAAUAACUUCCAUCGUUCAGAGUCCUUUAGCUAUAGCUCUGAUGGAUUCAGUCCGCCACAAAUUGAACAGCAUGUCUAUGAUUCCCGACAGGGCUUUGGUUCAACUUUGAGGAACUUUUAAGAGUUCAGAGAAUUACAUCAUAGUCCUGUUUUCAAUAAAAAAUAUAAACAAAUAGUAUAGAGUAGUAAAUAUAGAAGUAAAAUUGAAUUAGCAAUAUACUUAGCAAUCGGUUUUUAAUAAAGUGAAUACAUUUUCAUUUACUUCCCUUA